This is a messenger RNA of Magallana angulata, 1460 nucleotides long. RefSeq lists its product as uncharacterized. The transcript is spliced from 4 exons. Gene Ontology annotation, cellular component: nucleus. The record is from RefSeq and is a predicted model, not a curated record. Lineage: Eukaryota; Metazoa; Mollusca; Bivalvia; Ostreida; Ostreidae. The annotation marks the transcript as partial. Gene Ontology annotation, molecular function: zinc ion binding.
CGCUAGCCAAGGGUUUACGAUCCACUCUGCUCCUCUACAACCCUUGGCAGAUUUAGCCGGCAAAAUCGAAACUCGCGCAACGGAAUCUGAUUGGUUGCGAAGCCAGGCGAUCGCAGGGAAUCUUCUAAUUGACGUUGUAGUUCGUUGUGUUUUCAUACAGAAUUUAAAUACAAUAAUUAUUACAAUUUUUAGGUGAUUGAUGAAAAACACGAUAUAUAAUUACUAAGAUAUGUUUUUUAAAUUAUUCUUAUUAUUUUUCUAUUUUUUCCCGACCAUUUCUUCUAAUAGCUGUAUAUCAAAAAUACGUAUUUUAGCUACUUCAAUUUACACCAAUCAAAAUCCAUGGCUCAUAAAUAACAAUGGCUGCGGCCAACUGCAGAACAUGUUUUUGUGAGCUGGAUAAAAAAUCCCGCAGAACUAUCUUCUCUAACACAUUUGAGGUUGCACAACAGCUGUAUGAAGUGCUGGGACAUGUGCCGCAUGAGGACGACGGUUUGUCAAAGUAUGUGUGCAGCCACUGUUAUUCUAAAUUGAAGAAAUUAUCAAAAAUAGAUUUUGAUUUAAUUAAUAAGUUGGAGGAGUUGAGGAAGGAGAAGAACGAACUUAUAAAGUCUAUGCGUGAAAAUUUGAAGAGUAUACAAACUACAUGUACGAGUAACUGUGUGAGCGAUGCAAGUGUGACCAACGAUAUAAAUGUUCAAGAGGAUGGGUCAAAGAGAAGUAGGCCUAUACUACACUCACCUACUCCAAGGAAAGUCAAGAAGUGUAAGCAAGGUUUUGUGAAGACUCCAGAGAAAACUCGCAAACCAUGUAUUAAAUUGUUUACACCUAGCAAAAUUAAAGUUUUAUUUAAUACUGGAAAACAAAUCAAGUCUAGAACUGUGAAGGACGCUGAACUUAAACGAGUUAUCAAAGCCAUAUCCAGUGGACAACCAAAGAGGAGCAUAGCAAAGUUUGCCUACAAUUCUUUACUGAAGGAUGAGCUCAUAAUGUGUGUUAUACAUGACAUUAAAAAAGAUAUUAUGAACCUUGUGUCCAAGAGGUCCAAUUGCUGCCUGAGAAGUGCAAAAUGUGAAAACUUAUCAAAUUUCAAAUUUGAUCAACUGCUUUUUGAAGUACAAUUGUAUGCUCCUGUGUUUUAUAAAACUUUGUCGAACACUGUAAAAGGCUCACAUGAAGUAGCAGUAAUAGCAGCAAUAAUUACAAGAAACAAUAAUAUGCACAUGUCUGCACUUCAUCAUAUUAUUGCUCAGGUUCUGGACCACAGUGGAGCAACAGAUGAGUGUAUAUACUUGUUCCAAAAGUUGGGAUUAAGUGUGUCCUCCUCAGCAGCAGCAAAGAAGAAGGUAGAUCUAGCAGAAUACCAAAAUGAACACAUCAACUCAACAGUUAUCAAUGAGAAGAGGGUACUUGAAACAUCAGGUACGAGAGAUCUGAAAACAUCAGAAAUAAUUGGGGAU